GGGAUGGGUUAGGGAUAGCAAAGAAGAAAUACAGUCUCGAGAUGAUGAUAGGGAUAGGGAAAGAGAAAGGACUGGAUAUAAGGAUAGGGAUGGAGAUAGGGAUAGGGACAGGGACAGGGAUAGGGAUGGGCAUGGGGACAGGGACAGGAUGCAGUUCCCGGCUCUCUGCUGCGGCCCCCCGCUCGUUCUGCCGCGGGCAGAGGCGCAGCGGCCGGCGCGGGGCGCGGACCUCCCGCGGUCGCUGCGGCAGCUCCGGGCAGAGGAAGGGGAACCGAGCCUGGGAGCCGAGGCGGUGCCGGGGCAGCUCCGAGCGGGACUCCCGGCUCCGCUCCUGGCCUCAGACUCCCCAGGCACGGAGGGACGGAGCCAGCGGAGGAGCCUGCUGUGCCCCCUCAGACGGACACCCUGCUGCUGCUUGGGGCGGGGAUGGAGCGGAGCGGGGCGCAGGCCGGGCUGGGACGCGGCCGGCGCGGAGCCCGCGGGUGCCGGGAGCCGCCGGCUGAAAGCGCCGGGGCGGCUUCCCCCGCAGCUUCUUCCACAGAUUUCUCUGCGCUUCUUUCACAGAUUUCUGGAGCAGAUGGAGAAGCUCAAGACCGGCGGGACCGGCGCCCAAGCGUUUCCCGAGUCUCCGGGCCGGCGUUCAGCAGCCACACCACCAGGCUGCCCUCAUGCCCGCCACGGCACUGGGGUACGGGGCAAUAAACUUUGCCCAGGGCUGCGAGGGCUUCAGCACCCGGGACAGACGCCAAUGGCCCGCACGCUGCCCGCAGCCCGUACUGAGCAGGGAGGUCCAGAAAAAGAAGGCGCUGAGAUAAUGUGUCACGAUCACCGGGAGAAACAAACGUGUUUAGGAUGA
Passer montanus (Eurasian tree sparrow) is the source of this 856-nucleotide messenger RNA. Its product is annotated as collagen alpha-1(I) chain-like. NCBI's taxonomy places the organism in Eukaryota, Metazoa, Chordata, Aves, Passeriformes, Passeridae. The record is from RefSeq and is a predicted model, not a curated record. The transcript is spliced from 4 exons. Bases 149 to 856 code for a protein of 235 amino acids.